CUUCAUCCAUUCGAUCAGUAGAUCAAUCUUAUUUCAAAAAUAUAAUCGAUCAAUAAUAAUGGGUAAUAAGACAUCAUCAUCAUCAUUGGAUGAUUCACACCGCAAUAGUGGUGAUGGUGUAUCAGCGAAAAAAUUGGCUAAAAUUGUCAAAAUUUCAAAUGAAAAUCCUACAAAUCAACGACGAUCAUCAUUAUCGUCGUCAUUACGAAUUCCACAAAUGAAGGUAAUGAAAAAAUCUAUUCAAACCAAACGACAAGAUCAAAAAAGUGAAAAUUUUCGAAAUUUAUCAUUGGAUUUGGAAUCCGAAUCAAAUCGAUUGGAUUAUUCUACAACCGGCACUAUUAGUAGUCGUGCAACAAGUCGUUCUGGAUCGAUUUAUCAUGAUGCUCGAUCACGACUUACAUCACCUGAAUUCGAAAAUAUCAAUUUCAUUAGUAACGCACAAACGGUAACCAAAAUGGUUGCUGCAACCAGUUUACUGGAUGAAAUUCAAUUAGAACUUGGUAGUCAGAAGAAUUUGUUGGCGGCUUCUAAUAAUGACCAAAACGAUGAUGAUGACCGAAAAGAAAACGUAAAUUCAAAUUGCCAGAAAAUCGUAGAUGAUAAUUUUUCACCUGGAAAUGAUAAAAAAACUGAAGAAAAUAUGCAACGAAGAUCAACAACAACAACCACAACAGCUACACGACCAUCUUUGGCGGUUGAAUCAAGUAACGGUGGUAGCUUGAUUUUUUCGAAUUCUCUAACAACUACAGGAACAACGGUCACAUCAAAUUCUUCUGUAGCAGCAGUCAAUUCGAAUUCUCAUUCACCGUUGAUUGCACAACCAUAUAAAAAAGUUGUCGUACCUGAAGUAACAACACCGGUCAUAUCAUGGGAAGAUCUUGGUACGAUUGGCGGCAAUUGGACUCAAAUAUUGCCACAAAGACCUAUAAACAACCAGAACCUUCAGAAUCAGGCAUCAUCUACACAUGAUCUUGCUGAUCGUUCUAUAUCUUGUCCGGAUGGAAAUGUUUUACGAAAGGUCGCAUCCAUUACCGCCGGAUCAUUAGGCAUAAGAGCUAUUAAUUUUUCGAAUGAAGCAAAUUUCAUAAAUAACAAUGAAAACAACAAGACUGAACGAAUAGAAUUUAGAUCCUUAUUAGCUGGUACGAAAUUCGAUCUGAAACAAGUUGAAAAAUUCGAAGGUUCGAUAUUAUAUAAUUGGUAUUCUAGUUCGUUGUGGCCUUAUUUCCAAAUACUAGUCGAUGAAAUAAAUGAUAAUGAUGAUCAUCAUCUUGAUCAAUUUCGUGAUCUACAACGCAAUAUUUCAUUAGAAAUCUGUACAUUUCUUCUUGUCAACGAUGUGAUUGAAUAUUGUUCAUCAUCCAAUACGGAAGAUGAACAACAAUGUCAAUCACAAGAUAUUGAUAAUGAUACGAUUAAUAAUAAUAAGAAAAAUGAAUCUAUUUUCAAACUUGAUCGUUUUUAUAAAUGGCGUAAAAAAUUACCUACAUGGAAUGGCAAUAAUGUUCGAUCUUCGAUCGAACUACAAAAUUCGAUGCCUAUAACGAAAAAAACUACUGUUGAAAAUUCCGUUCAAUGUACGAUUUUGCAGCCUUCAACUAAAGAUGUGAUGACCAUGACUGAAGAUGAAAAAUCUGAAGAAAUCCAAGAAGUUGUACAACCAACUGCGACCGCACCACCACCACCACCACCACCGCCGCCGCCGCCGCCACCACCGCCUGGGUUAUUGGGACCUGUUUCUGUUAAAUCUAUUUCAUCAGUUCCACCACCACCACCGCCGCCUCCUCCUCCUCCUGGACUAAUAGGAGGACCACCGCCACCACCACCACCUCCUCCUCCUCCAGGGCUAAUGGGUGGACCACCGCCACCACCACCACCACCUCCUCCAGGUUCAGGAAAUCAACAACAUCAAGGACCACAAGCAUUUCCAGCACCACCAAAUGGUGGUUGGAAUGCCCUAUAUCAAACAUGCAGAAAACCAGUCGUUCAUCCAACAUUACCUAUGAAGCCGCUAUUCUGGCAACGAAUACAAAUGCCUGCAAAACAGCAACCACAAUCGCAAAUUUCUGAAAAUGAUUCAGAAACAGUCUCAGAAGAACAAACUACAUCAUCACCAACGACUACGCCCGCAACUUUAAAAUGUUUUUGGGAAAAAAUUGAAGAAAAAGACGAUUUAAUUUGUCAAGAAUUUUUGGAUACAUUUUCAAGAAAAAGUACUUUUAGUACGUUGAAAAAAAAUGCUCAUAAAAAUAGCAAAGAUGAUUCGAAUCUCAAGACUGAUAAUGCAGCAACACGUGAAGAUUCGAAAAUAUCAUCAACACCGAAAAAAACAAUGGAAACUGUACAGCUUCUGGAACAGAAACGUGCACAUAAUGUGGGCAUUUUAAUGACAUCAUUGAAGCUAAACAUUUCGACUAUUGAAUCGGCAUUGCUUAACUUUGAUAUAUCUGCCAUUGGUUCAGAUAAAUUGCAACAGAUUCAUGAAGUAGCCGCUACACAAGAGGAAAUACGUCUGAUCGAACGCUAUUUAACUCAGAAUCCAAACGCAACUUUACGUAAAGCCGAAAAGUUUCUAUAUGACCUAUCGUGUAUUCCACAAUUUAAUGAACGUGUCACAUGUAUGAUGCAUGAAAAUCGUUUCACUGAUCUAUUGGAUGGUAUUGAAAAUACUUUGCUGACUUUUAAAUCCACUUGUCAUGCAUUAACAUCAAAAGUAGAGAUACAAAAUAUCUUUGCCAUCAUUCUAACCUUGGGCAACUAUAUGAACGGUGGUAAUCGUGAUCGUGGACAAGCCGAUGGUUUUGGUUUAGAAAUCCUUAACAAACUCAAAGAUGUCAAAGGAAAAGAUUCGGGUAUAAAUCUACUUGAGUUUGUUGUGAAAAUGUAUAUAAAAAAAUAUCAUCCUAAUUUGGACUCUAUCGAUAAAGUCAGCUUUCCAUUAGUUGAACCGGCUGAUAUUGAAAAAUGUUCAUUGGUGGUAUUUUCACAGAUUGAAGAAGAAUUAUGUGAAUUAGCCAAAAUGAUUAAGAAAACCGAGAAUCUAGUCGCAUCUGUUAUGGAUCGUGAUGAUAUAGUUACUAUUGCUGGUGUUAAUGAUAAUAAUGGAGAUAAAGUAUUACAAAACGUUGAUUAUAUGGAACAUGUUAAAAUAUUUAAAGAUAAAAUUGAUCGAGCAAAACAAAGAAUGACAGAACAAGAAGAAAAUCUUAAAGAAUGUCGUAAAAUAUUUCGUGAUACAAUGAAAUUUUUCAUGUUCAAAACUAAAUCAAAAGAUGAAAAUGAAUGGGCCAAAGAAUUUUUUGGACAUUGGGUACAAUUUACCAAUGAUUUUAAAUUAAUAUUCAAUCGUGAAUUGCAUCGUUCAUUAAAACAAAAUAUAUUAAGUGCUCGAUCUAUAGUACGGAAUAUGAUGAACAAGAAUGAAAUUAAACCACGAAAACGUCGUCCUGGUGGCCUUAAAGAUUAUAUUCAAUCCAUAAGGAAUAAAAAUCAAUCAUAAAUCAUUCAUCAUGUAACCUAUAUAUUAACCUAAACUGUAAUAAUUUCAUUUAUCAAUACAUAAUUGUUUUACAAAAUUA
Molecule: messenger RNA, 3581 nt
Organism: Dermatophagoides farinae (American house dust mite)
Lineage: Eukaryota; Metazoa; Arthropoda; Arachnida; Sarcoptiformes; Pyroglyphidae
Source: RefSeq, a predicted model, not a curated record